AAAACGCUUUCAGGAUGCAGAUGUUGUAAGGCUGCUGUGCACAGAGGAUGGCUAAAAGCUGGGCUCAGCAACGGUUCACGACUCAUUUCUGUCACAUGGCCCCGUGUGAGGACUUUCCUGCUCUCAUAAAUCCACAGUUGUCACAUUCAGACUUGCAGCUAUGAACCAGUUGAGCUUUGAUUUUUCCAGCUACUUCUCGGUGCACCGUGUCUCAUUUCCUGCAGUUUCACGUGGCUAAGAUGGUGCAGGUUGGGGCGGAGUCUGCUCGGUUCGUAACGGAAAGAACACAGCGCUUUAUUCCCGGACACGGACGGACGCCCUCGUUCGUCUUGUCUUUGUGUCGAGCGGUUUAUCCAAAUGGAAACGACAGCGGACGAUCAGCGGGAACUGACGGACGUCUCUGCGCUGUCGACGCAUGACGGAUGCCACCACCGCAACAGCAACAACAACAAUAACAACAACAACAAAGACAGUGAGGCGGGAGACAGCGCGACCUCCGCCACCGCCAGCGCGGCUGAACCCCGCGAAACGGCGUCGCAGAGCAUCGGUAACGGCGCGGCCAUCAACCCUACCGGGGGGAAUAGCGGGAAGUGGGUCCGGCUGAACGUCGGCGGCACCGUGUUCCUCACGACACGACAGACCCUCCUCAAAGAACAAACUUCGUUCCUGUACCGGCUGUGCCAGCAGCAGGACCUGCACUCCGACACGGAUGAAACAGGAGCCUAUGUGAUUGACAGAGAUCCCACCUACUUCGGUCCCAUCCUCAACUACCUGCGGCACGGCAAACUGGUUUACAACAAGGAGCUGGCUGAAGAAGGUGUCCUGGAGGAGGCCGAGUUUUACAACAUCACGCCACUGAUCAAACUGAUCAAGGAGAGGAUUGUGGAGAGGGACUCCAAAGCCACGCAGCAGGUGCCCCCUAAGCAUGUCUACCGAGUGUUGCAGUGCCAGGAGGAGGAGCUGACCCAGAUGGUCUCCACGAUGUCAGAUGGCUGGAAGUUUGAGCAGGUCAGCGUGCGCACCUGCAGAAAGCCCCGCACUGGACUGCUCUGGACUAUGGUGAACAUCGGCUCAUCAUACAGCUAUGGAACAGAAGACCAAGCUGAGUUUCUGUGCGUUGUAUCCAAGGAGCUUCACACUCCAGGAUCUGGGCUGGGUACAGAGCAGAGCCACAAAACUAAGCCGGCGGAGAUGCAGGAGGAGGAAGCAGCGAAGGAUGAGGAGGAAGAGGAGGAGGGAGGGAGAGAUACCACACCAAAUGAGUGGCUUAGAGAAUGAGGGAGUCUUGUUUCUUUGUUCCAAACAGAGGCGGGAAAGGCUUUUUCAGAUCCAUGGGUCCCGGAUGUAGAAACGGCAAGACAUAAAGUUAUUUUUUUCUAGGCUUAUUACGACAUUCUGUACAUGGUAUAUUUGUGUUAAGAUAAAUCUGUAGCAUUGUUAUUACUUCACUGACAAAAAUGCUAGAAUGAUGAUCAGAUGACCAAAAAGAAAACAAUCUCAGUCAGCCUCUGCAAUAUCAUCAAAAUAUGUUUUAACAAAACAAAUUUUCUUAGUAGAAAUAAUCAUGUGUAGGUGUCUGCAAAUGUUAACGUUGCCAAGUAAUGGAGCUUAGUAAAUUAUAACCAAAGAUCCAUAUUAUAGCUGACUGAAUCAAGGUGCUUGGCCAAAAUAUGUCAGCGAACAUAAAAUUUGCUUGACGAUUGAGUGAGGAGCCGUUGCUGUGUCACUAUGAUCUGUCAGAUGGCGUGAAAGGGUCAGAUUGCAUCUGAUCUGUGCCAUUUUGGAUUCCCUACUGUUGAUACAGCCGACAUGGAGGUACUCAUCAGAUGAGCAAAUUUGCACCAGUAUUUCAGAGUUUACUUUUAUCCCAGUGAUGGAAGCAGUUCUCCCACCAACUUUGUUCUUAAGACCAUUGUUUCUGUAGUCAAAUCAUUUAUUUUGCACUUUGGGCCAGAGUUUGUUUAAGAAAAAGUCACGUUGGCUGGGAAACAACCAGCCUCAGUGAUCUCACCAGCUGUUGACUGCAUUUCAGCCAGGACCUAUUGUGCUCUGUUAUUAAGCUUGUAGGAAUCGAUGAUAGUAGUUUGGUUAUAGGUCUCUCUCAGUGUGACUGAGAGUUAAUGCUGGUUCGAUCUUACUGUACACAGAUCCCACGGCCCUUGUUAUAAAGACUAGAGCAGAUUAUGGCAGUGCUGCACCCAAAAGCUUGUUAAACCACCUAUUUUAGUUUUAUGUAGAUGGUCAGUACUGCUUCAGUUCUGAGUAGUCAGGUCUGUUGACCCUGACAUACCUGCCUGCAGGUCUAGUUAUUUGUACUCGAUGUGAACAUGUGUUCACACUUAUUUGAGCUCACUGUAUUGAAUGCUAACUGAAACAUUUAUUAGUUUGGUUGGCCUUGAACUAACAUCUGGAAACAGUGCAGCUAGAGAAAGGGCAUGUGUUUGUGUGGGGUAUGUAUCCCAUAUUUAGUGGUCAUCUUACAAAGGCUUCACCUGGCUACAGCAAGACUGUCAGAGACCACAAGUCACUGUCCAACAGAGCUUAGUGCAUGUGCACUGCUCUACAUUUACCCCUACACCCACACCCUGCUGUGCACUGAUACACACCUGCAUCACCUUGUGCCGUUGCAUACUCAGCAGCAGAGUCAUCUCAGUCUGUUGCCCUGGCCAGGAUCCCGGCUGACAGAGAGUCACUAAGAGCUUGAAGAGAGAGGGAGGGGGAAGAACACCCUGAGGAGGAGAGGGUGAGACAGGAGUCUAGCACUGUUUUGUGAUAGUAAUCGUCACAAUGUCCUCCGAUUAAAAAAGGAACAACACUCAUACUAUCAGCUCUCACAGUAACAAGUGACUUUUACUGACCUCUGUUGACAAUUUAUAGAAACUGCACCACAGAUCAAAUAUCAUUCCCAUGCACUUGUUUGUCACAGCCCAUAAUAGCGAUUGGUAUAAUGGGUGUGUAAUGAAAUGAAUUACUUUGCAGUUGUCAUUGAGUAAAUAUACCUCCCAUGAUGUUUUGACACACUUUUGUAUAGUAAAACUCUGCAGGUGUACUUGUUGAAUGCUGAAAUAGAUAUAAAUUGCUUAAAAAUAAAAGGCUUUUCAGUUUUAUUAACAGGUAAUAAGAUGUGUGCAUACUGUAAGCAUUUAGCUGAGAAGAGGCAAAAAUAACAAUAAUAAUUGAGUUAAUCCACAGUGGUAGGACUCAAACAACCAUAUUAAGUUAUCUGGGUUAGCUAGUUAGGCUACUUAAUGUUCCGAAUGCAAGCUAGCCAUAUUAGCCAAAUUAACAAUACUAGCCAGCAGAUGGUUAGCAGCUUUUCAGCAUCCUGUACGGCAUGAAUGGCUGAAAUAGAAAAGCAGUACCAUGUUCAUUUACUCUUAUGUUCACAAGUAAUUAAAAAAAAUAAAUAAAAGAUUAAUCUCCUAAAACAGCUGGACACUGUAGUGUUCAACUAGUGUUACUCUACAAUAGAUAAUACAUUUGCUGAAUGCUUUUCUUCACUUGGUGAAUUGAUAAAUUCAUAGCUGGUUUGGUCUUUUUAUGUAAUUUGUUGACCAGAAGAAAACAUAUACUAUGUAACAAGAUGUUUACUUUAAAGUUUGUAAAGCUACCCUGUACUAACUGUAAAAACUGCAGGUCUUUGGGUGUGCCCACUGAGGUUCAUCAUCAUCAGACGUUAUUUCUGCCUCUGAGACUCUGCAGCCAAAUUGGCUGUCAGCAGAAUACGUCUGGCUCUUGUGCAACACUAACUGACCAACAACAUACAGGAAAGAAAGACACAAAUACACUGGAGCUGUUUUAUAGGCAGUUAGGGUUACAAUGCGAGACAAUCAAGAUUGAAAAUUAUUGUCAGCAGCAUUUUUGAUAAUCUGAAAAAUAGGCUACAAAUACAAUAGUGCGCUUUGUGUGUGUGUGUGUGUGUGUGUGUGUGCACGCAAGAUAGUGUCUUGUCCAUUUAUAACAUUAAAUAGAAUUGAUAUUCUGGACCUUCAUGAUCCUAGUGAUACCUCAUUAGCUGGCUUGGCAGAAUACUAUAAAUAUUAGAAUAGUAAAGAUACUGGCCAUGCUUGUGAUAAUCAUAACAGUCAUAUUAACAGGAGGCAGAAGACUGUCUUUUUGUGGCUCUUUUAACUUGGGUCAUUUGGUGCCUUGAGUUCAAGCAGCAAAACUGACAUGUCAAAAUGAUCAUGGUGUUAAUACAUGCAUUUUUAAACAGCUGUUUUAAUAUUUUUGUGACUUAACGAAUAGUUUACAAUUUCACUGAAAGUCAAGGUUUGACAUUUCUGUAAAUUUCUUCCAGUGCAUAUUUCAUUGAUGUUUGAGUAUGGCCAAAGUAGACAUACUAGACAUGAAGCUGCAAUUUUAAGGUAAAGCAGUUUUCUAUGAAAUGUCAUUCCUUUUUGAAAUUUGUUUUGUAUGAUUAGUUGUCUAAUUUAUUUUCAAAAGGUUUCUUUUUGAAUGUUGGGCUUUGAAUUUUUUUGUGUGUGGGGGGAGAUGUUAUCAUUGGAUGACUUUGCUUUUUUCUACUUGAAGACUUUCAUGUUUCACAGUAACCUGAUGAUCUUCAGCGGUUUAUAGAAAUAUGUUCAUCAGGUUUACUGAGUAUGCUAGUUUGUAGUCUUAGUUGAUGUUACUCCAAGAAUAGAUUUGAGACUUUUGCUAUCAAAUGAUGAUGUGUUACCAUUAGGUCACUUUUAUAAACCUCAGUUUGGGUGUCCUUGUUUCAUUUGCUGGAUUCAAACUGAAAUAAUUCAUUUGUACAUAUUUGCUGAAUGGUGUCUGCUGUAGAGUGUAGUUGAAUGAUUUCACAUCGUUAAUGUGUAAAAGUCUACCUAGCAGUCUUCUUUAGUUAUUCUGUGCAAAAGAAAAUGUUAGAAAAACAUUUCCUGGCUGAGACUGUUUUUCUGCUCCAUAGAACCUCACUGUACUUUGCAUUCAUAAAACAAAACAAUAUGACAUGAAUUGUUAUGCCUCUGAUGAACUUGUACUGGCUUCAAGAUGCGCUGUGUUUUGAUUUCCUUUAACUGCGUUUCAUCAGGACCGGAACAACACACAUCAACAAUGUGACAAAAGGUGAAUUUUUUUUUACAUAUGUACAUGAAUGUAACCAUUCUCAAAAAGAAUAAAACUCUGGUUUUUGGUUUAAAA
This is a messenger RNA of Monopterus albus (swamp eel), 5148 nucleotides long. RefSeq names its product potassium channel tetramerization domain containing 17 (gene kctd17). NCBI's taxonomy places the organism in Eukaryota, Metazoa, Chordata, Actinopteri, Synbranchiformes, Synbranchidae. Gene Ontology annotation, biological process: proteasome-mediated ubiquitin-dependent protein catabolic process; protein homooligomerization. The record is from RefSeq and is a predicted model, not a curated record. Gene Ontology annotation, cellular component: cytoplasm; Cul3-RING ubiquitin ligase complex. The transcript has 8 exons. Gene Ontology annotation, molecular function: cullin family protein binding. The coding region runs from base 358 to 1278 and encodes 306 amino acids.